AUGGGUUCCACAAACACUACCGCGCCCACGGGCGGCGGCGCCGAGGGCAACAACAACAACCUUGACGUCUUCAAGAACGACAUCCUCAUGCUGCACGUGCCUCUUCCCCCGGACCAAGCCUGGAUCGACAGACUCGAGAACAAGUACCCCGGCUUCAAGGUCCGGUGGGUACACCGCUCAUGGCAAGACUACGGCAAGGACGACGAGAGCACGGCGGCCGAGGAGUAUGAGGGCGUCACCAUGUUAUGCUCCUUUUACCCGCACAAGGCCGAGUUGUUGCCCAAGUUGAAAUGGGUACAGCUCACGAGCGCCGGUGCCGAUCCGUGGCUGCAGCAUCCGCUGUACUUGAACAAGGAGAUAGUGUUUUGUACUGCCAACGGGUGUCAUCCCCCCCAAAUAGCCGAAUGGGUAAUCGGCACCUACCUCAUGCUCUCUCACCACUUCCUCCCCUACCACGACGCCGCCACUCAGCACGGCCAAUCCCAAGUCCUGCGGCACCUCACCACCGUCGACUCGCCCGGCAUGCGCAUGGGUAUUCUAGGCUACGGCGCCAUCGGCCGCCAAGUCGCGCGCGUCGCCCAAGCCUUAGGCAUGGAAAUCUACGCCUACACGCGGCGACCCAAACCCACUCCCGAGUCCCGCAAGGACGAUUCUUACCACGUCCCCGGCACUGGUGAUCCAGACGGUAUCAUCCCAUCGAAAUGGUUCUCCGGUUCUUCACGCGAGGACAUCGACCACUUUUUAGCUCAAGACCUCGACAUCCUGGUCGUUUCGCUUCCGCUUACGGCGUCGACCAAGCAGAUUAUCGGAAGGAAACAGUUCGAUAUCCUGGCGAAGAAGAAGACGUUCUUGUCGAACAUUGCGAGGGGCGGACAUGUGGAUACCGAGGCGCUGGUGGAGGCGUUGAAGGAGGAUAAGAUUAGAGGCGCGGCGUUGGAUGUUACGGACCCCGAGCCACUGCCUCAGGGACAUGAAUUGCUCAAAAUGCCGGAUAAGUGCUUUGUUACGCCGCAUGUGAGUUGGCAGACGCCGUUUUACUUUGAAAGAGUAAAAGCGAUUCUGGAGGAGAAUUUGGAGAGGUGGAGGGUGAAUGGGGGGCCGAGGGGGUUGGUGAAUUUGAUGGAUCGGGAGAGUGGGUAUUAGGGGGGUGUUUUGG
Messenger RNA from Neurospora tetrasperma FGSC 2508, 1156 nucleotides. RefSeq lists its product as uncharacterized. Bases 1 to 1143 code for a protein of 380 amino acids. The record is from RefSeq and is a predicted model, not a curated record. The transcript has 2 exons. NCBI's taxonomy places the organism in Eukaryota, Fungi, Ascomycota, Sordariomycetes, Sordariales, Sordariaceae. Gene Ontology annotation, molecular function: NAD binding.